CUUCAUCCACAGCGACGCCGUAAGUAUUUGUUUGAAUAUUUUUAUUCCAUUGAUCUUGAUGUCGUGAAUCUCUGUGUUGCGAUUCGGUUUUCAUAGUUUGGAUUUACGAAAUAAAGUUUUAUUUUGAGUAAACCGAUUCAUUGAGAAGUGGUAGCUGUUCCGCUGGUGGUUGCGAUCGACACCGAGCAGCACUUCGGCGCCCAGUACUUCAAUGACACAUUGCACUUAAGCGUAAGCUGCAAACCCUAGCACAGAAACUAUGUCCGAGGGCGUGGGGUUUUCCUCCUGCCUGUAUUGCGGGUCCGACAACAUCCGCGUCGACUACACCGAGGGGCUGGUGGUCUGCCGGUCCUGCGGUCUCGUUCUUCAGAACAAGAUCGUCACCGACGCAGCGGAGUGGCGGUCGUUCAAGGACGAGCCGGAAAAGAACCAGCGCGCGGCCAAGGUGAAAAUGAAUCCCUACCUGUCGCACGGGUCCCAGAUCCAGACGCAGAUGAUGGGUAGCAUGGGGUCCGCCGUGGGCAAGGCACUGUACGCCGCGAGCCAAAACGCGUCCACCCUGAUGGACCAGCAGGACCAGGCGCUCGGCAAGAUUUUUAAGCACUUGCGGAAGUUCCUCGUGAACACGCUGAAACGGGACGAAAGGAGCCUGGACGAGUGCAUGCGCAUUGUCCACAGUCUCUACACCGGGGCCGAGGAGGGCGUGAGCGGCAACAACUUGGGUGCAGGGGUCGGGAUCAGUACUACUUCUGGAGCGGGUGGAGGCUCGAGCUCCAGCACGUCGAUGUUCUUGAAUCAGCCAGGAAACCAGCCGCCAAAAACGAUUUUCCGCACGCGAGGCUUCACGGAUGCGGAUCUGAUUUUCAUCCUGUGUGCCGCACAAGCGCGGUUGCAGGAGCCGGUGGGAAUCAAGCAGAUCGUCAAUUUUCUGCACGAGCGAAAUUUGACCUUCGGUGUCGAGCAGAAGGACAUUGAGGCCGCGCACAAGAAGUUCGAGAAGGCGGCGCCGGAGUUGCUACGGGAAAUCGCGGCGGGAACAAGUGCAGCUGGAAGUCAACUUCUGAUCGGAAAUAUGAAAACCAACGAAGACCCGCGGGAGUUGAUUGCCAAAUAUGUCCGCGCAACCACUGGCGGAGCGAGCAGUACGUCCCUGCAGGACGAGGCGGAGUUGGCUUUUCGGGCGCUGCAAAGCUUUUUGCAGAAUCAAAAGCAACGGAGCCACGGGAAGCAAACAGUCACUGACCACUUACACCAGUACCGCUUCUCCGUCCCCGCUUUAGCCGCAGUCGCCCAGAACGAUGCUGCCGGCUGUGCGGCGAGCGUAUUCCUGGUCGCGGUGUUAGCGAGGGUGGUGCAAUUGAAAACGAAAACAUCAGGAGCCGUUUCUUCGUCUGCUGCUCAACAUCUUCUUUAUCAGCAGGACAGUACUGGAGGCAUUUUUCCCAACAGUAAGAGACGCAAACUCGACGAGCCGGGCGCGUUUGAACAACUGCAACAUUUGUUCCCAGAUAUUGACAUGGAGCAGCAACCCGCGAUACACACCGCGUUGCGGAUCUAUUUGACGCCCUGCGAGGAGAAUUUGCAACAGUUUAAGCCGAAGGGGCGGCCCCUACUGUGCCACGCCCUGAGCACGGGGUUUCAGCAGCAGAGCGUGCAGAACUUUGCGGCGGAAGAGGGGGAUAACUUGCGGAAAAUCUUGAAACGUUUGUUUCCCGUGGAGGAGUGGAGGAUCGGGCUCAGGGACGAUCAACAACCAGGAGGAGAAAUUUCCGCGCCCAGAAGGGAGACCACAACAGGCGGAACUGGAAGAGGACCGGGCGGGCCGCAGCCUAUGCAGGUUGGAUGAAGCUGGUACAACUCACGAAAUAAAGUUUCAAAAGCAAAUAUAACUGUGCCGAAUCGUCAAAGCAUAAGAGCACGAUUUACGUCGCACAGUGACUUUCCCCGUAAGUAGUUUCGCACUCCUAUCAAUCACAUACAUAUCCUUGUUUGUGAUUGUGCUGCUUUUUGAUGGUUGCCAGCAGAUAUAAACCACAAUCUGGCGUCCUCCAUUGUGUCUGUG
Molecule: messenger RNA, 2062 nt
Organism: Amoebophrya sp. A120
Lineage: Eukaryota; Dinophyceae; Syndiniales; Amoebophryaceae
Source: the annotation of a GenBank genome assembly